AUGUCAGUCAGCAAUAUGCCUGCACUCCAGCUUAGGGAGUACCUGGAGAGGCUCCCAGGCACGACCUUUCGGAAGCUCUACCAGCAACCCUCGACAGCAUUCGCUAUCUUCCGCCGUAUGCUUCCGCAUCUAGCCAAAACCUUCGUUAUGAGGAUGCUCUUCAUGCCCGCCCCGAUGCUCCUCGCCGACCUUGACCUAUGGGUCAAGCCUGACGCAAAAAAGCAAAAGGACCAGGCACUCUUCAUCCUCCAAGCCCUCCACAUCGUCCACAUCUCCCCGCCCUCGCGAGAAAAGCCCCAGGAAAUGCAAUUGACGACAAACUUCAAGAACUCGAUGCGCCGUGCUCUCACUGGUGGAGGCACACACAACUCGUUCGGUGUUCCCUCGACCCUUGUCGUACCCCCCGAAAUCGAUAUCCCUUUCCUCGAUCGCUAUGCCCGCAAGAAAUGGGAGGACAUCCUACACUUUGUUGUCUCUAGUGUUGGCUUUAAAAGUGCUGGCGAGGUCUCUGGUCCGAAUAAGAGCGUGAAGGAGCUCCUCAUUGCCGGCCGACUUGUCGAGCGGCGUCCUAACGGCAGCAUCGGUAUCACCCAGACAGGCUUUACCUUUCUUCUGCAGGAGGCCAAUGCCCAGGUCUGGACGCUAUUGCUUCUCUGGCUCGAGGCGAUGGAAACGAAUAAGAUGGCAGGCCUUGAGGCUGUCGACAUGCUUUCCUUCCUUUUUGUCUUGGCCAGUAUGGAGCUUGGCCGGGCUUACGACACCAACGCCCUAACGGAGCAGCGUAGGAACAUGCUACCUUCUCUCGUCGACUUUGGUCUCAUCCAUGUUCCUCAUCAUAAACGAUCCAUGUUCUUUCCCACACGUCUGGCCACCACGCUUACUAGCAGCGGCAACAGCCUCCGUUCGAUUAGCGAGGGCGUGGCUGCAGCGACCUCUGCUGCUUUCAAUGGCACAUCGAGUUCCGGCGGACCUCCAGGCCACGGCCCUCUCAAGAGUUCCACUGAGCUCAAGGGGUCUGUCGUUGUCGAGACAAACUACCGCCUGUACGCAUACACGCAAUCCACCCUUCAGAUUGCUGUCCUCGCGCUCUUCUCGAAGCUCAACAUGCGCUUCCCAGACAUGGUCGCCGGUCGUCUCACACGUGCCUCCAUCCGGCAAGCCAUUCAAUUUGGCAUCACUGCGGAUCAAAUCAUCUCCUACCUCGCUGCCCAUGCGCAUGAGCAGAUGCACCGUACUGCAGCCCUGACCAACAAGCCCAUUCUCCCCCCAACCGUCGUCGACCAGAUUCGGCUGUGGCAGCUUGAGAACGAACGGAUGAAGACUACUGGCGGUUUCCUCUUUAAGGAUUUUGAGGACCAAAAGGAGUACCUCGCCGUGGCGCAAUUUGCAGAGGAGGUAGGCGUCCUAGUCUGGCGCAACGACAAGACGGGCAUGUUCUUUGCCAGCAGGCACGAGCAGAUCCGAGACCUUUUGCGAAACCGCAAGAAGGCGGAAUAG
Molecule: messenger RNA, 1497 nt
Organism: Clonostachys rhizophaga
Lineage: Eukaryota; Fungi; Ascomycota; Sordariomycetes; Hypocreales; Bionectriaceae
Source: the annotation of a GenBank genome assembly